AUGGCGGACCCCGAGACCAUCCUUCCACACAGUGAUGAGUCAUCAAACACUCUCCAGCACCUGGAUGCACUCUUUGCCACAUUCUGGAGGAAACUGCAGACCAAGCAAUCACUACCUGAAUCAGCGAAGACCCCUACGUUGUCCAGUCAUACUAAGAGCUGCCCUGUGGCUUUACCUAAUGUCCUGAUGCGCCUGAGGUGGCAGAAGCUGAGGAAGCUGCGUCAAAGCUCCACAAGACAAACAGAGAGCCGGUGUGCUCUACAGCUGUGCAGCUCCAAG
Molecule: messenger RNA, 279 nt
Organism: Pelobates cultripes (western spadefoot toad)
Lineage: Eukaryota; Metazoa; Chordata; Amphibia; Anura; Pelobatidae
Source: the annotation of a GenBank genome assembly